AUGUUUCCAGAUUAUUUAAAGGCAUUUGAUGACUUUGGCGGUUCGUCGCAGUGCACAGCAAAAAAUCUCCAGAAAGCUAAUGCAAGGUACGGUGUGUGGUCGGCAUGGGGUAACUGUUCAGCUUAUUGCGGACCAGGAACAAGAAAGCGCAUACGUAUAUGUAAAACACCUGAGAAUGGUUGUUGUGGGAAUAAUUUUGAGAUAGAAAAAUGUAUGGGUACCAGCAGCUGUCCAGUUUGCUCGAAUAAAUUCAAAAAGUGUUAUCACGUAUUUUCUGAGUUGACGAAUUGGAACCAUGCUGGAAUGGAAUGUUGGAACAGAAAUUUACACCUUGUCACAAUAUCUUCAAUUGAAGAACUCAGGUUUAUCAAAUAUCUAUUGCGAGAAACAAUUCUCGGAUAUAACCUACAGAUACCACAAGCUGAAAGUCUUCCGUUUAACGCUAGCUUCUAUUCCCACAUAGGAAUAUCGAGGAUUAUUAUGACCAACAACAUGCUGAGAUACGUUUGGGAGGAUGGAUCACCCGUCAUCUUUAAUGCUUGGAAAAAGGGCGAACCAUCUACAGGAAACUGCUGUCGAAUGAACUACCAACUGUUCCAACCGGACGAGACGUGGGAAUCUGAGGACUGCGUUACCGUUCUAGCGGAUUCUUACGUAUGUGAAGAACAUUUAGCAGAGAACGAAAAACGUAAGUAUUUACUUUGCGAAACCGCUGAAUAUUCCAUUCAAUCCGCUGAGCUCAGUAGCGACUGGACUGAGAUAUUUGAUCAUAUACUACCCAGAGAGUAUAUUGGAAAGGCCAGUGUAACAGAAGCUGGUGCUCCCUGCUUGCCGUGGACAGAUAUAACGAUAGACGAAGAUACACAGUUCAGUGAUGGUUCUAAAGCUGCAGCUCUAAAUUAUUGCCGAGAUCCUAUGAACGACGGAUAUCUCUGGUGCUACGCACAAAUGGGCUGGAAUAAAUGCAGUGUGGAACUUCCACCAAGUGCAUUACCCAUCUUCCCGUACGUCAAAUACACUGGAACACAGGACAAAACAUUUACAGGGAAAACAUGCCAACGCUGGGAUUCUAAGGUUCCACAUUAUCAGACAACCCAAAAUGGCGAUUUUCCAGGCGAGACCAUUUCGAACGCUGCAAAUUACUGUCGAGAUCCAUGGAAUAAUGGCUAUCUCUGGUGCUAUACUACAGACAUAAAUACUAUGUGGGAACCAUGUAUUGUCGACAAUCCGUCCGGCAGAUGCUCCAGCAUACUGAACAAAUACAGUGGAACAAAAAACACAACGUUUUCUGGAAAAACCUGUUUGAGCUGGAAGAAUUUCUCAAAACACAUGGUGAAACGAGGAUAUCAAUCUGGUCCUCUCUCUCAUGAGCAAAAUUACUGCCGUGAUCCGUAUAAUGAUGGAUAUACCUGGUGUUAUUAUGGAGAUAUGGAAGACGAAUGGGAGCCAUGUUUAGUGGACGAUGACAUUUACAAUGCUUCUGCUACUGUGCCAAAACACGACAAUAGAACAUUCCGCUGUGGAAACGGAGAGGCAAUAAAACAUAUCAAUAAAUGUGACAACAAAUUUGACUGCUUGGAUUUGUCUGAUGAAACUGAUUGUUUGAAAAACAUGUCAUCGGCUAAUCAAACAAUUUCACACGGAAACAUGCCUGAUGCAUUGCCGGUUGGUUUCGAAAAGUCUUCAUAUUUUCUAUGUGAAACACUUGAGUGGAUAUCAAUAAUCGCUGUCUGUGAUGGAGUAAAAGAUUGUUUGGAUGCAUCCGACGAGUUACAUUGCUUGAGAACAGAAAUUGAUUCCAGUAACUGUAAACCUGAUGAGUUUCAAUGUGGUGACGGUGACUGUAUUCACGUCAGUCAAGUGUGUAAUUUCAUUUCUGACUGCGUCGACUUUUCGGAUGAAUAUUGUGAUUUUGACUUUUGCAACCAGAAUGAUUAUAUAUGUGAUAACGGGCAGUGUAUUCAUGAGACAAAAAGGUGUGAUGGAUUAGUUCAUUGUGUAGAUGGCAGUGACGAAGGAAAUUGCGGUUCAUGUAAGCAAAAUAAAGCGUUUCACUGCGAUGCCAUGAGAUGUGUCCCAAAUCGACUGGUGUGUGAUACAUUUAAGGACUGCUUUGAUGGGACUGAUGAAAUAUAUUGUGGCACGCAAACGUUUCAGUCUUGUAAAGAAUGGUGGGUGGCUGGAUAUCGACAAACGGGAUCAUAUAUCAUAAGGGAUAUUCAAGUCUGGUGUGAUUUUGAUAGCGUCAUCAGCAAAGGAGAGAUAUAUACCAUCGUCCAAAACAUAGACAUAUUUUGGAAGCAUAGUAGCGGAUUUAUCUAUACUAGAAAGAAGCACGAGAUAUGGGAUUAUAAUUUGGGCGCAAUGAUUAAAUGGGAAUUCGAUAAGCACGAAUGCAUGCAAACGUCUGAACAGAAAUGUUCUCCUGUUUAUGCAGCUGUUUGGCAAUACCACAAUGCAUUCACUGGACGCGAGACAUGCUUCUGCACCACUCUAAUGGUUCGUUUCGAUGAGAAUUGCAAAAAAUACGGAAAUACUUGCCAGUUCACAGAAACAUGCGAUAGUACAGUUUAUAAGGGAACCUCCAUGGAAAAAACAGAACUGAAAUUUAAGUAUGAUGAGCAAUCAACAAAUGUGAAUAAAAGAAUAGAGUUGUUACAGUCCUAUUCAUCUAACAUAGAGAUCAUACCAGGACCAAUACAUUGCACUACAAGUCACAAAGGCGUGGAAGAAAUAGCAUGUGAAAACGAGGCAAAACUUUUUCAAAAACAUACACGAUGUGUUUACAAUUUUGAUGCAACGGGCAACAUUAUAGGAUGUAGAUCUAACAGUCACCUUCAAAACUGCGAAAAUCAUCACUGUUCACCGGACAUGAUGAAGUGUCCAGGAAGUUAUUGUAUACCAAAGCAAUUUGUUUGUGACGGUCAGCCACACUGUCCAGAUGGUCAGGACGAAAAAGGAUGCGGUUGCCUAGACGCUGAAAGAGAAAUUGUUGUCCUUGUAAAUGAUAGAUUUUAUGCCGUAAAUGCCCGUAUUGUUGAUGGGUUUGCAAGACAAUUUCAUUCCCCAGGAAGCACUGUUCGUAUUUUGAAAUUCAACAUAAGAAAUCCCUGGCACUUUUGGGGUCUUCACUAUGUCCAUCUUCAAAUUAAAGACCAGGUGAGCCCACCCAUAGGCGUAACCAAUCGUCUGGAAGAUUGUGAAUUAAAAAUUUUUGCUCCGUCCCUUGUUCAAACAUUGAGAUAUUCCGAGUCAAAAAUCAAAGGAUUAAUAUUCCUAGAAGGUAUGAAAGAGGAUAGGAAGGUAGCAGAUUCACUUUUUACGAAUCUGACUAAUGAGCAGCGACCCGAUUUGAAUGUAUACAGACUUAAAGAAGUAUCAAACUCCACUAGUUUGGGUAGGAACGAGUUUAAGGUCGUAACUGAUGUCGUCGUUCCACGAUGGAAAGUGUUAACUUUCAUCGGGGCAGAGUUCUUCCCAGAACUUUGUAAAGGUGGGUCUACAAUCAACUGUGUAGGCGGAUACAGAUGUUUGUCGAGUAGGGUAUGUAUUCCACUUACUCAUGUUUGUGACGGACAAGCACAGUGUAGCCAUGAAGAUGACGAACAACUUUGCGAUUUUACGUGUCCAAGUAAUUGUUCCUGCUCAGGAUAUGAUGUAAACUGCAGAAAUAGAAGUAUAAGCAUGGCUCAGGCAAGAACUAUGCCCCGAAACACUCGUACAUUGGAUUUGAGUGUAAAUAAAGAUCUAAAUGAAGUUUUACAUCAUCAUAAUCUAAUGCUUCCAUUCUUGGUAAGACUGAACCUUUCUCGCUGCGAUAUUGACACGGUAUCAACUCUUUCAUUUAUCAGAAUGACGAAUCUACAGUCACUUGACCUGAGUUUCAAUGUCAUACAAGUGCUCUACACAAAAACAUUUAACACGCUAAAAUAUCUAACCAGUCUGUUCAUACACGGGAAUUUUAAGCUCUCAAAGAUUGAGCCAAAUGCUUUCAAUGGGCUAGCUCAUAUUCGCGUUUUGAACUUUGCAGGGUCAGAUCUGAGAACUAUUUCAGCGUACACAUUUACGGAACUCAAUCUUGAAUCACUGGAUAUCUCUAAUAAUGCUUUAGAAGAAAUAGAAAAUUUUGCCUUCAGCAAAUUGUCCGUUGUGAGAUUAAACUUUAAAAACAAUGAUAUAACAAAAUUUAAUAAGGAUACUUUUACGGGCGUUAGAAACCUUGAAACAUUAAUAACACCAGCAUAUAAAUUUUGCUGUGUACGACCAACAUACCUGCAAGAAGAGGACUGUUUUCCAUCUAAAGAUGAAUUCUCAUCGUGUGAGGAUUUGAUGAGACUUUCUGCCUUACAAACCAUGCUUUGGUUAAUUGGGCUGUCGGCACUUAUUGGAAACAUUCUGUCCGUCGUAUAUAGGUUGUUCUAUGAUAGAGAAAGGCUUAAACUUGGCUUCGGAGUAUUUGUUACAAAUCUAGCAAUUGCUGAUUUUCUAAUGGGAGUUUACUUGAUUAUGAUAGCUGUAGCUGAUGCUGUCUACAGGAAAAGAUACAUAUUUGUGGACGAAUAUUGGCGACACAGUAUAUGGUGUAAAAUUGCAGGAGUCCUAUCAACAAUGUCAUCUGAAGCAAGCGUCUUUUACCUUUGCCUGAUUACAAUAGACAGAAUUCUGGUAAUAAAGUAUCCAUUUGGUCAGAUAAGGCUCUCAUCAAAGAACGCAACAUUACUUGCAAUAUCUGUAUGGGUCUUUUCACUUAUUAUUGCCAUAUUGCCAGUGGUGUAUAAAGACUACUUUGAAGACAAGUUCUACUCGAGAUCUGGUGUUUGUAUUGCCCUGCCUUUGACAAGAGAUCGCCCACCAGGAUGGAUUUAUUCAGUAACUGUGUUUAUCGGACUGAACUUUGUAACUUUCCUUCUGAUUGCCUUCGGUCAAUGGUCAAUUUUGUUGGAAGUAAGGAAGUCCAGUUCGAAAGUAACGAAACAGCAAUCUGCAAGAAAAAAAGAUCUAAAGGUUGCCAGAAACCUUCUCCUUGUAGUUACAACGGAUUUUCUGUGUUGGUUCCCGAUUGGAGUUAUGGGUUUAAUGGCUCUGACUGGUCACGUUAUUUCUGGUGAUGUUUACGCCUGGACUGCGGUGUUUAUACUGCCGAUUAAUUCGGCAUUGAACCCAGUGCUUUACACACUUUCUGCAAUUCUUGGAAAACAGAGCAUUAAUCCAGAUUUGCAGGAAAGCCAAAGAAUUGGAAUCUAUCAAGAGCUUGGACAGAGUUUAUUGAACGUAAGAAGACAUCUGAACAAGCCUCCAGCAAAACGAGGGUACCAAAGUCUUCGCAAAAUCAUGGAAAGUGAGGGUAGAAUAUCGCACAUAGAUUCUCUGGUGAUUGUUGCAAAGUUAACAAAAUGCUUAGAUGCUUUACAUAGCUGUGAAAUGACGAUUGAAAAAUUAAAUAUUGACAACGUGCUUGUCAAGUUCUGUCGUGAAAAGAAGACCUGGAGCUGCAAGAUUACCCAGGAACCAGUGCCGUCUAAAAAAGCAGCCGAUACAGCAAAUGAUAUGAUGAUGCUUGGAAGAAUUAUCGGCUAUUUGGUUGAAAAUAACACACGAGCCCACAGUAGUCGUACUGAGAAAGAAUAAAUUGUACAAAUGUCUAGAGGGAUUUUCAAUCAUUUGUAUAUUUUAUUGAUUAUUCUUACACUUUUGCAUUUUCACUUUUAUAUAUGUUAUUCAUGUUUAUGCGGCGCCUAUUAGCCGCCUGAGAUUUAGUCAUGAUGCUGAGUCCGUCGCCUGUCUGUUAUCCUGUAAACAUUCUUUCAUGUGCGUGAAUUUCAAAAAGGAUAAGCAUCAGUUGUUAACCUCAUCCACACGACAUACCGAGUGCACAACACAGGGCUCUAGAUCUUACGUCGAGAUCUAACUGAGAAGUUAACAAUGAAAUAGCUCAAAUAUGUCUGCUCCAUAUAUUUUUAACCAGGGUCUUAGGGUUUUCAUAAAACUAAAAUCAAUUAUUAGCCUCAUUAAGACAACAUGCAAAAUGCAAGUACGCAGGUCAGUAGGUCCAAAGUCAAGGAAACUCUUGAAGGUCAAAGGUUAUGGUCACAACAUUCAAAGCGGCAUCCGUGAGAAUAAAUCGCCUUUUGUGAUAACGGGGCCAAUUUUAGCAUUAGCAUUUUAGUGAUUUAAAUUUUACUGUUGACGUGUCAUUAGCUUUAUCUGUUUUUUAGAUGGAAGCGUACUGGACCAAGAACAAUGACUUUUAAAUAUAUGUGUGAAAGAAAUUCUUUUAAUGAUAUAGUUUGUAUAUGUACAUAUGGCUGUUUUUCACACACAGGGAUGAGGAUCCUUUUCAGCUCAAUAUUUUGACUAUAAAACGCAUUCUUAUUGUCAGAAAGAAACUUAAUGUUAUUUUGAUGUAGUUACUUCAUUAUUUGGUAUUACAUAUAUUUUUUAUUAUUUUUAAUUUAAUUUAUACAAAUAAUUGUAAGAAUGUAAGAAACAAAGCAUAUUUUAGUGUUUUUAAUGAACCUGCUGUAAAAUGUACUUGUUAUUGGUUAUAAUAAAUUAUAGGUCAAUGUCUACAAAUAAGAAACAACAAAACAGGAAAUUUAUUAACCUAUAGCCUGCUGGUGGUAAGUGAUUCUGCCUUUGCGACUACAACAGACUACGAUCCAGGUCUGAGACUGUUCGCUGUUCAGUCAGACAAUGCUCAGUGAACACACCCUUGAUAAACAAGUGGUACUGUCCAACUGAAUGGACUAAUUCAUUUUAGAAAUUUAACAGGGUAAACGUUGAAUGUAAGGAAUCUGUAGCAAUCAUAAGAAGCUGUCAAAGGUCAUACAAUAAAGUGUAAAUAUACGUUUUAAGAAUAACAUUUUGUCAUUGUAUAGAUAAUGUUUGUGGUAUCCGUACUGUGUAUUGUUUGUUGUUAUAUAUUGAUUUAUAUUUAAAAGUUUUAUCAAUUUCUUUGUAUAAUAUGUUAACAUGUUUUCUUUAUGUUUGUUGCUAUUGUAAAAGAAAUUAAUGUUCACUUCAGGCGAAAUUUGCAAGACACUACAUGGUUAAAAACCGGACAAUUGGAAAAACUGGGAAAAGGGACUUGCACAAUAGUGUAUAUUUGUUAAUAGAAAACAUCCAUUAACGGCUUAGUAACGCAAACAUGACAAAAUUGUUUUAUUGUUCUUUGAUUUUUAUUUAUUUAUCUACGUGUGUUCAAUUUUUUAAUUUACAGUCAUCUUCGUUUUAUAAACGUAGCAACAUUGUAGAUUUGUUUAUAGUUAAAUAUUUGUAUUUUGGAUUGUUAGAUAUUUGUUGUUCGUGUUUAAAUUGUUACAUAUACAUCUAUGUUGUAUUGUGGUAAUCAUGUAGUUUAGUUUAUACUAAUUUAUUUUAUCUCGAUUAUGAUGAAAGCUUCAAGCUUAUUGGAACCAAUCUCGAGUCCGAUUCCUUGAAAAAACAGUACUGAUGUCAUAUGAGAAGUCAUGGUCGUGACCCCUGUGGGGCUCGAAACGACGAUCCCUGGACUGAACGGCCGACACCUUAUCCAAUAGAGCACCGCUCUCCUUAAUCAUGUAGUUUGUUGCAUAAACAAUACCCGUAACAAGAAAAAGCGUUUAUGGGACUAUAAUUCAAAUUAGAUUGCAACUAUAAAAGGAUAAAGCAAUUUUUGGACGAAAAUUAUUAUUAGACAAACUAAAUACAUGACCUGCAUUUCGCAGUUGUACUGCAAAUUAUAAUAUCUGGAAAUAUUGUAGAAUAGCUCUUGAACUACAAAAAUCAUUCAAACGUCUGCAGUAUUCUUCGAGAGAUGCUUUUGAAUGAAACGUUUUGUUUGGCUUUUACUUUGUCAAUGUAUUAUAUAUUAUUCAAAUUGUACAUUGCGUUGCGUGUGUAAGCGUGCGUGCGUGCGUGUGUGUGUUAUUCAAUAAAGAAUACAACUGUA
Mercenaria mercenaria is the source of this 7930-nucleotide messenger RNA. RefSeq lists its product as uncharacterized. Gene Ontology annotation, biological process: G protein-coupled receptor signaling pathway. Lineage: Eukaryota; Metazoa; Mollusca; Bivalvia; Venerida; Veneridae. Gene Ontology annotation, cellular component: membrane. Bases 1 to 5628 code for a protein of 1875 amino acids. The transcript is spliced from 25 exons. Gene Ontology annotation, molecular function: protein binding; G protein-coupled receptor activity. The record is from RefSeq and is a predicted model, not a curated record.